Messenger RNA from Aspergillus ochraceoroseus IBT 24754, 1130 nucleotides. Its product is annotated as Rtr1/RPAP2 family protein phosphatase. Lineage: Eukaryota; Fungi; Ascomycota; Eurotiomycetes; Eurotiales; Aspergillaceae. Gene Ontology annotation, molecular function: RNA polymerase II CTD heptapeptide repeat phosphatase activity; RNA polymerase core enzyme binding. The transcript has a single exon. The record is from RefSeq and is a predicted model, not a curated record. Gene Ontology annotation, cellular component: cytoplasm; nucleus. Bases 55 to 1017 code for a protein of 320 amino acids.
CGUCAAGUCCCUCUAAAAAAUAAAAUAAAUAAAUACAUGAUAAAAUUUCAAAUUAUGUCUUCCGAUCAACCCGGUUUAAAAACUUCCCUUCCCUCUACCCACGCCGCCUCCUCACGACAAUCAGCUUCUCGACCUACUAAUGCUCGUCGUUCGCCACUAAAACCCCAACGCAAGCCCUCGAAACCAGAGCCCGACCCGCGUCAUCUUGCGAUCGCUCUACACCAUGCCAACCGAAUCCAAGCUCAAAAGGACACCCAGGAUCUCAUUCUGAACCGAAUCCUGGAACUGGUCGAGCUUCCCUCUUCCCCGUCCGCGGAUCCCGCCGCCCCAUCUCCCGAGGACGCGCACAAGUUCAAAGCCGCCUUGGUACCCUUCCAGCCGGCCGAUUACGAUAAUCUGGUUCUGGAGAGGAACAUCGAGGGCCUAUGUGGAUACGGCCUUUGCCCCCGCGAACACCGCAAGGAUAAUUCCAGGGGUACCUUUCGCAUCACCUGGGGCGCAAGGGGCAGUGGACCCGGGGGUCGUGGACGCGAGAUGAAUAUUGUCCCGCGGGAGAAGGUGGAAAUGUGGUGUUCGGACGAAUGCGCCGAGAGAGCAAUGUACAUUCGAGUGCAGUUGGCCGAGGAGCCGGUGUGGGAGAGGCGUGCCGAUGACUUGCGGGCCAAGGAGCUUUUGCUUCUCGAGGAAGGGAGAGCCGCGCAGAAGGGCAAAGCCGUCCCGCGGAAUCCAGCCUCCUAUAAGGAGGUGCUUGGUCAAUUGGAUAAUCUGCACAUGGACAUGACCCCGGAACCGAGUGCGGUCGCGGACGAGAUAAUGAAGCUUUCGGUGCAGGACCCUACGCCGUCUCGAGAACUCGCCCUGGAACGGGGGGAUCUCAACCCAGCCCUCCACACGGGCAGAGUCAAUGUCCAGAUUCAGGAAAACAUGAACCCGAAUGCCACCGUCACAGUGCCAGCGAUGCGACCUGGAGACGAGAAGGGCGGUUCCAUCGAAGGUUAUAUGCCACAAGAGCCGUAAUAUCAUGCCGGUCGACAUCUAGACUUGCGCCGGAGGUAAAUUUUUAUUCUUCUUCUUUUUAUAUUGCGUUUAGGGCGUUCUACAGGUCUAUGAUACCCAGAGGUUAUAAUACA